UCUGUUGGGGAGUUGAGUGCCAGCCCCUGCAACACGCAGCGGCCAUUUGUCUGCAAAAGAGCCAAGCGUGGAGGGCCUCAACAGCUGCCACCAUCAAUCGGCCAACUACGCUGGACUGAGAAAUGCGGCUGGUGGCUGGACGACCCCACCAACGACUUCUGUUCCUGAUGAUCCGCCAGCCCACCAAGACAUGGCAGGAGGCGCAAGCUGACUGCAAAGGCCGCCAAGGGAACCUGCUCAGCAUCGCCGACUCGCUCGAGCAGCGCUUCGUACACGGUAUCGCCAAGGUUCUGAUGGGUGAUGCCUCCCUGUGGUUGGGCGCCAGCGCCUCCAUCGAGCAUGACGGCGGCAAGUGGGCUGACGGAGCCCCCUUCUCUUACCUCCACUCAAGUGCAGGUGUCACUCAAGGGGGGAAAUGUCUUUUCUUGCUCACUGGCAGCGGCGACUGGAAGCGUGACGAGUGCGACAACAAGAAAGGCUACAUCUGCAAGAAAAGAGGAAAAGGAAAGACACAUCAGCUGCCGCCACACGACGGCUACAAGGAGGAACUUUUCUGCCUUGACGAUUUGAAAGCCCUCGAAUGUCCCGAUGAAAGAGUCAUCCGCAUACGGUCGGCUUUCCAUGGACGGGAGCGUGGCGACGUCUGUCCGAGUGGCGGCAGCGGAUCACGCGAUGACUGCAGGGUGGAAGGGGCUCUCCGUCACUUCAGAGGAUUGUGUGACAACCAUCAGAGUUGCCCCAUUUACCCCAUUCACCUUACGGAUACGGACUCCUGCCCUGGUGUCUCCAAAUACCUCCGCGUCGUCUACAGCUGUGAGGAGAAAGUGUGUCUUGAUAGUCUGGGCAUCGCGGACGGGAGAAUCCCAGACGACUCUCUUUCAGCCUCUUCCUCUGCGAUCAAUGCCGAACCUCACAAAGCCCGUCUGGGGGGCAGCGGUUGCUGGAAGCCGUCCAAAAUGCUGGGCAGCUGGAUCCAGGUGAACCUUGGUCAGAACUUCAAGGUCACGGGCAUUGUGACCCAGAAGUGUACAUACCAAGGGCAAAGUUCCAGCGUAUUUUCCAUGCAGUUCAGUAUUGACGGAGCGACUUGGUAUCACCACCCUAAGCAGCCUUCUGUGGGGACGUAUAUUCUAACCAGGCCCAUCUUCGCCAAGUACGUCCGCCUCAUGCCGAUGUUCAAGGGCCUACGCUUUGACGUCUUGGGGUGCACGUCUGACGACACCGCUCUCAAGAUCUUAUGCAGCAGCACAGCCGCCAAACUCGCCCUCGACGGUUCAAUGACGGUCCGGUGCCCACCGGGCUGCGCCAAAGCCGACUACAAGGUCUACGGAACACGGCUCUACGAACCGGACUCGAACAUCUGCGCGGCCGCUAUUCACUCGGGAGUCAUUGAGAACCAGAUCGGAGGAGAUGUGACUUUGCUGAAGGAAGAGCCACAGACAGCCUACAACAGCUCCACCUGUAACGGAAUCAACUCGAAAGUAUAUGUUGACGAAUUGGCUCCGUCUCCGUCUUACACUUUUGCUGACACGGAGCCGAGAUGCUUGGGACCUGACUGGGAGGAGUUUGCGGACUUCUGUUACAAACGUUCUAAUGAUACAAAGAAGUGGUACGACGCUCGACACUUCUGCAGGAGUCUCGAUGCCGAGCUGGUGUCUAUCCUCUCCGAGGCUGAGUCGGAUUGGCUGCAGGACCUAUUGAAGUCUGCCCCCGGAGACACGUGGACCGGACUGAAAGACCUGGGCGAUCGCGGCAGAUUCGUGUGGUCGGACCGUCGGAAGGUGACCUUCACCAACUGGGCUCCGGGAAAACCUACCGCCCUGAUGGAGAAUUGCGUGGCCACCUUGAGCGAGUCUGGCAAAUGGAAGAUGAUGUCCUGCAUGCAACUCAACGGCUACGUGUGUAAGAUGCCCACAGUGCGUUAUCCGGUGGAUUUGGAAAGUGCCAAUGGAAGUUGCGAGUAAUCCUAUGAAUGCAAUUGACCUUGCAUGAGCAUUCUGCUUGGUUUACCAUGCAUUUUGAUUGACUGGUUGAUUUACAAUGCAUUCUUAUGAUUGAUUAACCAUGCAUUAGUCGUCUUGUUAGUUACCAUGUGUUAUUAUUCUGUUUAAGUUACCAUGCAUUCUUCUUCUUGACUUAACAUGUGAUAUUGUGAUUUACCAUGCAUCAUUAUUAUUAUUUUGUUCAAUUUACCAUGCAUUAUUAUGAUUGAUUAACCAUGCAUCAGUCUUUUUGUUAGAUUUACCAUGUGGUGUUAUUCGGUUUAAGUUACCAUGGAUUCUUCUUCUUUUUGACUUAACAUGACUUAUGAUUUACCAUGCAUUAUUGUUAUUUUGUUCACUUUACCAUGGAUUCUUAUAAUUGAUUAACCAUGCAUUAGUCGUCUUGUUAGAUUUACCACGUGUUAUUAUUCUGUUUAAGUUACCAUGCAUCUUCUUCUUGACUUAACAUGUGAUAUUAUGAUUUACCAUGCAAUAUUAUUAUUUGGUUCAAUUUACCAUGUUGUUAUUCUCUUAGAUUAACCAUGCAUUUUCAUAAUUGAUAUUUCAUUUACUUGUUAAAUUUACCAUGCAUUAUUAUUCCAUCUGUUGUUUGACCAUGUUUAAUUGACCCCCCAAAAAACAAUAAAAU
Molecule: messenger RNA, 2631 nt
Organism: Syngnathus typhle (broad-nosed pipefish)
Lineage: Eukaryota; Metazoa; Chordata; Actinopteri; Syngnathiformes; Syngnathidae
Exons: 18
Coding region: 123-1964 (613 amino acids)
Molecular function (GO): carbohydrate binding; signaling receptor activity
Source: RefSeq, a predicted model, not a curated record